Molecule: messenger RNA, 388 nt
Organism: Halteromyces radiatus
Lineage: Eukaryota; Fungi; Mucoromycota; Mucoromycetes; Mucorales; Cunninghamellaceae
Exons: 1
Coding region: 47-286 (79 amino acids)
Source: RefSeq, a predicted model, not a curated record
UUUUUUUUUUGUCAUUUGAAUUAUUGAAGAGAAGGGGAGGAAACGGAUGAGUUAUUUGGUCCUAAUCACUCAUUGGCUCCCUUGCUGCUGUUGUUAUAGUUCUUUCAACGAUGAUGAAACAUCCAUAGCAGUACCCAGACGAACACUGACCUUUUACGAUUAUAAUCGAGCGCCACCUCCUUCCUCUUCUUCUUGUGAGACACCUUGUUGGAUUCAACAUAAAGAUCGUUUGAUGAAAAAAUAUGGCUCCAGUUUGAGUACACAACAACAAACAACUUCUCUAUGACAAAUCUAUAUAUUUCUAUUUAUAUCAAAUUGAUUUAUUUCAAACUAUAGGCAUGAUGAUGAUGAUGGAUGAAUGAUGAUAUAGAAUAAUAAAUAAAUAAAG